Molecule: messenger RNA, 2791 nt
Organism: Triplophysa rosa
Lineage: Eukaryota; Metazoa; Chordata; Actinopteri; Cypriniformes; Nemacheilidae
Product: KIAA1328 ortholog
Exons: 11
Coding region: 41-1792 (583 amino acids)
Source: RefSeq, a predicted model, not a curated record
GGGGCGUUGUCACGAAUCUGGAAGUGGCGGUUGUUUCAGUAUGGCGGCGGGUGCUGAAGGCGUUAAUGGCAAUGGAAUUUACUGGAUUCGUGACAAAUCAGACGAGGAGCAGUCCAUGGUUCUUGUUGCUGGGAUGAACAGGAGCACAGCUCUGAAGUUUGGUUCAGCAAAUAAUACAGAAGGAAAGAUUAAAAGGAAAUCUGGCAGUUUGGAUAAAAGUGUAAAGAAACCAGGUCCACGUUUGCCUUUGCAAAAUUCUGAGACAGCCCUAGGAAACGCUUUGGUUCAGAGGUCUUUCUUUAAUGAAGACAAAUCCAAAACCUUUACCUUUGCACAAGAACCAGCACUGGCUCCUCUUCUCACUUCUGGCCAGGUGCUUUCCAGCAUUGCUCAAACCACACGUAAACCAUCUCUGAAGGACCUUUGCCCAGAGGACAAGCGUCGGAUUGCCAAUCUUAUCCAGGAGCUGGCCAGAGUGAGUGAAGAGAAGGAGGAGUCUGUGCAGAAGCUCAAGGAUGAACAGGAGACCUUUGAGAAACAAAUCCAUCAGCUGGAGCAACAAAACCAACUCAUUAUACAAGAGAGAGAAAGCCUGCAGCAGCAGUACAGAGAGUGUCAGGAGCUGCUGGGACUCUAUCAACAGCACCUCUCCCAACAGCAAGAGAAACUCAACAGGUCCAUCACCCUACUCAAUCAGUCCUGCUCCCACAGCACGGUUCCAAGCAGCGAGGCGGGGCCCAGGAGACCUUGGUGUGGGGGACGGAGAGGGACCGCUUUAGAUGGCUCGUACUUGGACUUACCUUCUUCAGGAAAAGAUAGAGGCGGUUCAGCAGAAGGUGCUCGCUCAUCCUCAUCUGAAACUUUUAAUAGACCCACCUGCAGCGCCGAGCAGAACUGUGAAGUUCACCCCAGAUGCACCCAUCAUGAAUGCUCAGAUGUUGGAGGCAGAUUCUCCAACAGGAGGCCUUUAACUUGUGAUGGCUCGAGGCUGUGUGGUGAUCCCGAACCCAGGUUCUCUUAUCAGCAGCAACGCGCGGAGAACGGCAGCUUGAGCGGGGCGAUCAUACUCGAUCGAGCGACCCCUUCACGUCAGGAGAAUUGGGAGGAGAAACGUCAUUGUCUGCUUCUGCAGAAGAAACAGCUGGAGGUGGAGAGAGAGAGAAUUCAAGCCAGGCUGGCUCUACAGGAAGAGAAACUUUUGCUACAGAACCAACAGCUCCGACAGUCUUACCUUCACUACAGCAGGCUUCAGCAAGCAACAGGUUCAGAGAAACUUCAAAACGGUACCAGCGAUAUGAAUGAGGGUCCACAGUCGAGUUUUAAAGUGGACAGAGGAGCACACAGCGGUGAAAAGGGAGAGGGCGAGUCACAGACUCUGCAGGGAAGUGUUCCACAGCCUUUAAGUAAUAACCGGUCACAAGAGCUCGCCGAGAAUAUAAAGCAACCUGCACACAAGCCCUCUCAUGAGAUGUCCAUUAGCAGGAAGGAUAUGGCCACCUCACCUGUGGUUCCCGAAUGCGUCCGGACAUCUGCUCUUCCCACAAUUCCUCCUCUGGAUCUUCCCAGCACUCCACACGUCUCAAGGUUGGACGAUUCUUUGAUGGAGCUGUUAGACAUAUUCAGCCCCGAAUCCAACCAAGAGAGGUACAGAAUCAACCCCUCAUCCCAGAAGAGUUUCAUCACACCUUCACGUCUCCAGAGGAGCCUUCUGUCACCUCUCGGCUCCAGCCGGCCUUCACUGCUCGACCCGGAGGAGAGUCAGAUUUUAGAAGACAUCUUUUUCAUCUGCUGAAGGGUGUCGCCGAUUCGCUGUAAUUGUUGGUUUACUGAUGUGAACGAUUUUUAAGUCAUAUGGUCUUAAUGCUUUUGUCACUUGUUGGUCUUAAAACUCAUAUUGCCUUUUUAAACGGUUUCAUUUUUACUCUGAAGAAAUGUGUUUUGUAAUGUUACUUUUGCCUUAAUAAAAUGUAUUUAUUAAUAAGUGGUGGUGUUUAUUCAGGCAGAUGGCCCUGAUUACAUUCACUGACUUGUCCAAGAUCUGACCUGGCCAUGUGUACGUUUCAACGUUCUCAAGAACACUUGAGGUGGUCUGUAAUGCUUUUAUUGUAUGCUAAAUUUCUGUCCUGUCUCUUUAGAGAAAUGGCAUUUCCAUAUCAUGUUGAUUCUUUAUGAUUUUUCUAUAUCAUGAGAAGAGAUUUGCUAACGUACUUCAAAGAUCCUUUAGGAAAUGUAUUGCAUUAUUCCAGUGCAAAAGACUUUCUAUUAUUGUAUUUUAUUUUUCUACAGUGUGUUUUUGCUAACUGUGUUUGGCAAAUGUUAUUAGAACAUAUAGUCAUACUUAUAAUGGACGGAUUUGGGUUUAACAAUAACUGCCUGUGUUAUCAUUAGCGUCUUGGAACCCAAGCGUGAACUUUAAUGUCAAUCUCAAUGGACUCAAAUGGGCUCUGAAGUGACUAGUGAAUGGAUUUUCUGAACCCAGAAUACUCCACAAAAUGAGCUCUCUGCGUAUAUAAAAAAGUCAUAUACCUUUCCACAGAUACGUAUAGUAAUUCUUCUCUCAUUCUGGGCAAGAAUCAGACCUGUGCCCUAAGUGUAUCUCCCACGUUCCUGUGCCCCUGCCUUUUCGAUACAAACAGUAUGCUUUGAUAUUUCAUACAUCAGACUAGAUCAGGGAGCGUCAGUAUACUGUAUACGAUGGGAUUCAGCCAAACAUUGCUCCAGGGCGAUUGGUCUAAUUUGAUCAGUAGCAUUGUAAAGGAAGUUUCGGGGGAGCGCAUCUCUUGUGUGUGCG